This is a messenger RNA of Exaiptasia diaphana, 478 nucleotides long. Its product is annotated as U-actitoxin-Avd8a. NCBI's taxonomy places the organism in Eukaryota, Metazoa, Cnidaria, Anthozoa, Actiniaria, Aiptasiidae. The coding region runs from base 76 to 327 and encodes 83 amino acids. The record is from RefSeq and is a predicted model, not a curated record. The transcript has 5 exons.
AUACCCAAGUACAAUCAAAUCUGUAACUCGAGUUAUAGUAUAACGCAGUGCAUUCUUUAAUCCAAGUUUUUCAUCAUGAAAUAUUUCAUCGCUCUUCUUGUUGUCGCUAUUGGCGUUGCUGUGGUAUGUGCCGAGCAUGAGGAGCUGUACGAGCUUGUGAGAGAAAUCGCACAAGACUCACCACGAUUCCAUGCCAAGAGAUGCAUAAAUAAGUUCAAGAGUAACAUCUGUGGCGGUCUCGUCACACAAGAAAGCUGUGCCAGAAGUGAUUCAAGAAUGGGAAAGUUCGCAUUAAAGUUCUGUCGAUUCAUGUGUGGAAACUGCUGAAAACUUGUUCCUAUCGCCAUAUGAAAAACUGGACUCUGAAUUACCCGGACUAUGAAAUGAACUCAACGAAUCAUAAAAAAAUCGCUCAAUAUAAACAUAGUUGUAGAGCGCACGACGUGUGAAUGGCAAUAAACAGCGAUUAAAUGAUAAA